AUGAACGCUGAGAAGUUGGCAAAACUCCAGGCAGCCGCCGCUGCGAACCGCAUUGGUGGCAAGGGGUCCGUCCGUCGCAAGGUCGUACCCAGAUCCGGUCCCAAGGCAGCUGGUGGAGAUGACAAGAAAUUGGCUGCUGCGCUCAAGAAGCUUAACGUCCAGCCUAUUGCCCCAAUUGAGGAGGUCAAUAUGUUCCAGGUAGACGGAAGCGUCUUGCACUUUACCGCUCCCAAAGUUCACGGCGCUCACUCCUCAAACACCUUUGCCGUUUACGGUGCCGGUCAUGUAAAGGAUCUCACCGAACUUGUUCCUGGUAUCCUCAACCAGCUCGGGCCCGACUCUUUGGCCAACCUCCGAAGACUCGCCGAGUCCUAUCAAUCCAUGCAGGCGAGGGCACAAGCCGCCCAAGGAGCUGGCGCUCCCGGAGCCGAUGACGACGACGAGGUGCCAGCCCUUAUUGGUACCGAGAGCUUCGAAGUCCCAGAGGGCGAUAAGCCUGCUGAUGCCGCAGAACCUGCCGCAACUGAACCUGCUGCCACUGAACCUGCUGCCACUGAACCUACUGCCACUGAACCUGCUGCUGAAGCAACCACCGAAGCGACUAAGGCCAACGAUGUCGAUUAA
Molecule: messenger RNA, 624 nt
Organism: Rhizoctonia solani
Lineage: Eukaryota; Fungi; Basidiomycota; Agaricomycetes; Cantharellales; Ceratobasidiaceae
Product: NAC domain-containing protein
Exons: 4
Coding region: 1-624 (207 amino acids)
Cellular component (GO): cytosol; nascent polypeptide-associated complex
Source: RefSeq, a predicted model, not a curated record